Ectocarpus sp. CCAP 1310/34 is the source of this 1167-nucleotide messenger RNA. The record is from the annotation of a GenBank genome assembly. Lineage: Eukaryota; Phaeophyceae; Ectocarpales; Ectocarpaceae.
GGCCUCCUGUUUACUAUGGUGCUUGAUCAGAUUCCACUGACAAUGCCAGCACCCAUAGGCGAGGCACCUCCUGUAAUUCAACAGAGAGACGGACGGGGGGAUGAAGCAGCAACAAUAGCGGCAAGGCAGGAUUUGGUUCGACGAAACCGGCUUCGACGCGAAGUAAAUAACUCCUUGCGAGGAAGCCAUGAACUCAACCAACAGCGGCGGACCAAGCGGAACCAGAAUCCAUAUGCGCCAGCGUCAUCACGGAACCACCACGACCAGCAGGGGUUGGAGCAAGAGCAUCAAAAAGUGAAGAGAAGAGCAGAAGGUCUUCCAGGCGAGGAACUAGAGGUCUCACUUGAACCAGAGACUCCAGAAGAUGCGGAGAGUUCGUUGCCGACGAUCUACCGCACUUCCAACGGGUCGUGUCCGGUUAUCCCCCAUAACUCCAACUCUGCGGUACUACAAAAAGACCAAGAUAACGCGGCGUCGUCGACUACGAUUGUCGGCGGAUUAUCGGUGUGGGCUAGGCUGCAGCAGGCCGCAACAGCAUCGUCGCGACUGCAAUGCCCGAGCCCGCGCUGCUGUCAAGGUUGGGUACUGAACCGGGAGACCAUACAACGAUGGACAGGGGCUGCUGCGUCAGCGGCAGCAGCUACAUCAGCCGCGCAGCAGCAGCAGCAGCCGGAUGCGCCGGCACCGCCCGGAGCAAGCGACGAGGUGCAAGUGGUGGACACGGCGGUGGACCCUUCACGGGUGAGCGUGAAGGAGGCUGAGCGCCUCUUGAAGUUGAAGAAGGUGCAGACCGGGGUGCGGAAGUCAAAACCGUCUGGGGCCUCUGCGUACGCCUGGCGAUACUUUGAGGGCUACGUCAAAGGGAACUUCAAGGCGUUUGCCGUCUGCAAGCUGUGCAUGGAGCAGAAGGAGUUCGGCCGGGAAAAGAUCAAGUACAGCCAGUCGCCAUCAAACAUGCUGAGCCACCUCCACACCGAUUUUGCCGGCCAUCAAGCAGCCUUCGAAGACUGCACUUCAAGCCGCACGGCGGCGGGAAGGUCUCUGCCUGUCAGCGCCGCGGGAGCGGCGUCGGGAGCGAUCAGUGGCCCCAAGGCGUCGGCGGGGAUCGACAGCUACUUCAUCAAAGACACCGCGGGCUGACACCAACACUUAGUGCGAUGAAUGGUG